Ramularia collo-cygni is the source of this 510-nucleotide messenger RNA. RefSeq lists its product as uncharacterized. The coding region runs from base 1 to 510 and encodes 169 amino acids. The transcript has a single exon. Lineage: Eukaryota; Fungi; Ascomycota; Dothideomycetes; Mycosphaerellales; Mycosphaerellaceae. The record is from RefSeq and is a predicted model, not a curated record.
AUGGCUCCAACCGCAACCACCGACCAGACCUUCUCCUUCGAGAUCGUGAGCUGUCUCCUGGCAUCUCUCCUCAGCUCCGGCGUCACCGUGGGCGCACAACACUUCGCCCUGAUGGCGAAGAUGGAUGGCUCCACCACCAAGAGUGGCUACGAGCACCGCUUCCGCGCCGUCAAAGCUCGCGCCAAAGAGAUCAACGAACAGAUCGCCAAGGGCGAAAUCAACGUCGACGUGACCCCGGUCAAGUCCAAGCCCAAGAAUGGUGGAGGCAAAUCCGCGACGCCAGCAUCCUCGAAGCGCAGUGAGAUUUCUUUUUCUGUCGAGAUAAACUUGACUCACAUGCUGAUUGAUAAAACAGAGAGAGCCGAGGAGCCAAGCGCUGCUGAGUCUGAAAAUGCAAGCUGCGCCCGCGACGAGGACGACGAGGAGACCAAGACGCCAUUCAAGACGCCGACCAAGAAGCCGAAGGUCAAGCAGGAGGCCAAGAGCGAGGAGGGCGACUACCUCACUUGA